AUGCCACCACCACCAGCAGCAGGAGCAGCAGCCGCAGGAGUAGGAGAGACAGAUUCCCGGCAAAAGUCAAGCCACAAGCACACGCCAAACAGAGGGGACGAUGGCCGGGGCAAGAGGCCUAGGAAAGGCGACGCCAAGCGCGAGCGAAAGAAGAAGGCCCUGGCGCACGCCUCCGAGAAGUGCGAGUACUACGUCGACGGUCACGGCCUUCGGAGGGUACGGCCGUACAUCUAUAACUUCCAGACGCAUGCCAAGGAACGCUGGCUCGGCCGGACGGUCGUCGACGUCUUCAGUGCCGAGUUCGGCGGCGAACCGCGCAGCCACUACGAGAACGCCAUUCGCGGCGGGCUCCUGACGGUGAACGGGAACAAGGUCGGGGUGGACUACGAGCUCCAAAACUCAGACCUGAUCUGUAACAGGACGCAUCGUCACGAGCCUCCCGUUUGCGGCGGCGACAUUCCUAUCGUCUUCGAAUCUGCGGAAGAGCUCGUAGUAGACAAGCCUUGCACGGUGCCGAUCCAUCCUUGCGGGUCCUACAGGUUCAACACGCUGUUCUACAUCAUGCACCGCCAGCGGCCGGAUCUGACGCUUCGAGUAUGCCACCGGCUGGACCGCCUAACGUCCGGACUAACCAUAUUCGCUAAGACGGCGGAGAGAGCCGGCGUAAUUCAGAAGCAGAUCGGUUUGGGCCGAACGCGCAAGACCUACCUCGCUCGCGUCUCCGGAGAUUUCGGCCAACGAUUGCCGCUCGACCGCCGGAAGCAAGGUUCCCCCUCUUCCUCGGCGGCCGCCGGCGCCUCCGCCGCCGCCCAGGCAAGGGGAGGGGGGGACACGCCCCUGUCCCCGCCUGAAGGAACAGCCGACACGCCGCCGAAGGAGGGUGGAAACCCCUCGGCGGGGGGGGGCACAGGGGACGAGAGGGAAUCAUCCCCUGUUGUGUCGUCGGGAGGCGGCGGGCCGGCGGCAGACGAGCUGUGGUGGAGGUAUGAGUCCCUCGGGGAAGGGGUCGUCAAGGGUCGAUUGCGAAGCAGUGGCGCUGUCAGCGGAGAGGAGGGGGGGCUCGCAGAGAGCAGCGUUUCGUCGGGGCGGGCUGGGGGCGGUGGUGCCGGAGGGGAGAAGGAGGGGGUGACGGUGCGGGUGAACUGUCCGAUAAGGGUGCUGGACCCGAAGCAUGGAGUGUACGAGUGCCACCCGUCGGGGAAAGAGGCGCAAACGGUGGGUGUCUGGUGUGUACCGGGUUCGGCGCAGGACACCGGUCGCCCCGGUGGUCUAGUGGGUAACCUCGCAGCCUGCUAA
Ectocarpus sp. CCAP 1310/34 is the source of this 1296-nucleotide messenger RNA. The record is from the annotation of a GenBank genome assembly. Lineage: Eukaryota; Phaeophyceae; Ectocarpales; Ectocarpaceae.